Messenger RNA from Talaromyces proteolyticus, 959 nucleotides. Its product is annotated as 40S ribosomal protein S13. Gene Ontology annotation, cellular component: nucleolus; ribosome; cytosolic small ribosomal subunit. The coding region runs from base 93 to 548 and encodes 151 amino acids. The record is from RefSeq and is a predicted model, not a curated record. Gene Ontology annotation, molecular function: structural constituent of ribosome; small ribosomal subunit rRNA binding. NCBI's taxonomy places the organism in Eukaryota, Fungi, Ascomycota, Eurotiomycetes, Eurotiales, Trichocomaceae. The transcript has 5 exons. Gene Ontology annotation, biological process: translation.
AAAGUGGGCAUAUUGAACAAUCUUUUCUAGAGGUCAUUCCGCAGUCGACAAGUCGCCCAACGUUUCCGGCAACACAGAACAAAUAGUUCAUAAUGGGUCGUCUUCACUCCAAGGGAAAGGGCAUUUCUGCCUCCGCUAUUCCUUACUCCAGGACUCCUCCUGCCUGGCUCAAGACCACUCCUGACCAGGUCACCGACCACAUCUGCAAGCUCGCCAGAAAAGGUGCCACCCCCAGUCAGAUUGGUGUCGUUCUCCGUGACAGCCAUGGUAUUGCCCAGGUCAGGAACGUUACUGGUAACAAGAUCCUCCGUAUCUUGAGAUCCAACGGCCUCGCCCCUGAGAUCCCUGAGGAUCUUUACUUCCUCAUCAAGAAGGCUGUCUCCGUCCGCAAGCACCUUGAGCGCAACCGCAAGGACAAGGAUGGCAAGUUCCGUCUUAUUCUCAUCGAGUCCCGUAUCCACCGUCUCUCUCGCUACUACAAGACAGUCGGUGUCCUUCCUCCCACCUGGAGAUACGAGAGCGCCACUGCCAGCACCCUCGUUGCCUAAUUUAUCUUGGACCUUGUGUACCUCUAGGCCCAAGUCACGAAACAAAAAUAUCUCUUCUGGGGGUGCACAGGCUCGAUUCAUAUCCAAAGUCGACAUUGCAUCUGUCUCUCGAAUGAUAACAGAUACGAUAACAACCGGAUACCCCCGAUUUCUUCUUGCCAAGGAGAAUGCACUUAAAAAUCCUGUUGUACUUACCUUCUUAGGAGAGAAAAUUUCAAAAGUUUUAUGACCGUCUGAGAUAUAAUGAUUCCCCUGUUUCAAAUAUAGAUAUCCCACAUUUGACAUAAUUUAUUACUUAUCAUUCAUCAUUAAAUCGCGUAUAUAAUGAAGAUUCACACAUAUUUCACCUCUCUUGCAACUGCGUUGCAGAGCUCAACUUUUAUCCCAGCACCUGUCAAGACAUGUAUCCAC